This is a messenger RNA of Ctenopharyngodon idella (grass carp), 1748 nucleotides long. RefSeq lists its product as uncharacterized. The transcript has 4 exons. The coding region runs from base 681 to 1226 and encodes 181 amino acids. NCBI's taxonomy places the organism in Eukaryota, Metazoa, Chordata, Actinopteri, Cypriniformes, Xenocyprididae. The record is from RefSeq and is a predicted model, not a curated record.
GAAAUAUGUAAUAAGCUUCUGCUAUGUUUAUAUGUGUGUGUAUUGAAGUACCAGUUACUACAUUUCAAUGUUUUGCAUUUCGGUUUGUACACACACUUUUGUAUGGAAUGUAUGGCUCCACAUGGCAGGAAAACAUCUUAAACUAGCCUUAAGUGGUUUGCUGGACUUAGCUCGUUUCCCAGCCUGUUCUGUUUUCUGGUUUUAGAGGGGGGUUUUGACACUUAAAGACCAAUUUACACAGCAAAGAAUUUAGCAAGUUUAGCAAGUCCGGGAGAGGUUUAGCAAGUUUGCUGCCAGCCUAAGCUUCUUUGCUGGUCUAGGCAAUUUUUUCAGUAGAGUUGUAAAAAAAAUCAUAAGGUAUGGAAAGUGAUAUACCUCCACAUUUACAUGCAGUUAGUUCACACUUCACCUAUAACUGAGACUAUUAAUAAUCAUUCAAAUAAUUAUUGUGUCAUUAUGACUCUAAAUUUAUUGUAUUUUAAAUGUAUUGUUAUGAGUGUAAAUUAUUAUUUUUUUAAAUGUCAUUAACUGUUAAUUAAUUGUUAUUUUUCCUGUUUCUCUGUUGGUAUUUUCUUUUAGAGAUCAAGCAGCUAUAUUCAUCAUAUACAUGCACGUCGUGUAUUACUUCAACCUCUAAAAGCUGAUUUUAAAAUAUUUUUUGGAUUUAUACAUACAUAGCCAUGGAGAGGAGGUCAUGCUGGCCCCUGAUCCUGUGUUUAAUAGUAGCUAUGAUCAUGGGCUUGCUGGGAUAUAUGCACUUUAACAGGGAGUUGUUAAACAAACUAACAAACGAAAUUGAGUUCGUAGAGGCAGCGGAGAGAGAAACAAAACACAGUAUAGAAAAUUACAAUUUAGCAGCUGAGAACACACAGAAGGAGAUGAACAACGCAGAGAAGGAGGUCAAGGAACUUCAGGAUGAGGUUGGGAAAUUAACCUCUUCUAAGGAGGAAAAGGACAAAGAGGUUAAAGCAUGCAAGGAUUCAGUGACGGUGUUGAAUGAUGACGUUACAGCCGUGGAGAAAGAGAAGAGUGACACUGAUGGUAAUUUUGCUGGUGAAAAGACAAAAUGGAGUGAAGAAAUGAAUGGCCUUAAACAGAAGCUCCAGGAGUCCAGUCCAGUUUGUGCCCAUGCGAAGAUUACUCCAAAAGACAUUGAGAAGGAUCCUACCUUAAAGGAUCUUUGCCCUCAAAUUCAACACGGAACAAAAGAAGACUUGCCUCAUUGAAAAUGUCUUCUCUCAAGGAAAAGUCUCAUUUGUAACUGGUUAGCAACCAUGUAAAAGCUAUAAAAUGAUGCAUUUAUAUAUUCCUUCCAGAAACUAAACUUUGCAUCUUCUGGCCUACAUUUAAAAGUAUUUCAUAAAUGAAUUAUGGACUCACUUUUGCAAAUUGGAUGUUAUGAUAUUGCUGAACUGCCAACUGCUUUGGUUAAAAGCAUCUGCUAAAUGAGAAUGUAAAAGUAUGGAGACUCUCUACUGAAAACAACCGAAGACUAUUUUUGGUCAGUUUUAUCAACGGUUUUAAAAACAUUGGAUGUAGAAUAUACAUAAAAUGAAAGUAUGUCUACAUUUUGAUUAAACAUGAUAAUAAACAUGAUAGUUGCAGUAUCUUUAUCAUUACUUUGGGAUACAGAUUUUGGAGGGGGAAAAAUUGCUCAGUGGAUCCGAUAAUAGUGUUUAUAAUGUCAUAUACAACAUGUUGCUGGCUAUUGUACUAUGAUAAUGAUAUUAAUAAAAUUAAAAAAAAGA